This is a messenger RNA of Solea senegalensis (Senegalese sole), 467 nucleotides long. It is a transcript of the gene lamtor4, whose product is annotated as late endosomal/lysosomal adaptor, MAPK and MTOR activator 4. Bases 82 to 384 code for a protein of 100 amino acids. Gene Ontology annotation, cellular component: Ragulator complex; lysosome. Gene Ontology annotation, biological process: cellular response to amino acid stimulus; positive regulation of TOR signaling. The transcript is spliced from 4 exons. The record is from RefSeq and is a predicted model, not a curated record. Lineage: Eukaryota; Metazoa; Chordata; Actinopteri; Pleuronectiformes; Soleidae. Gene Ontology annotation, molecular function: guanyl-nucleotide exchange factor activity.
UGACGGCGUCAAAGACACGAAGAAGAAUUAGCAAGGAAAAGCGGAAGUGAAGCUGAGCUACAACAACAACCGCCGCUGAAAAUGACCACUGCGGCUCUGACUGCAGGUCUGGAGCGGAUCCCGGAUCAGCUCGGUUACCUGGUCAUCAGUGAGGACGGAGUUCUGGCUUCCGCAGGUGAGCUGGAGAACGACGAGCACACGGCAGGUGUGAUGAUGGAGAUGGUUCGGACAGCAAGUCGAUUCAGGUUACAGGGAUCAGCUGACCCCGCCUUUAAACGCAUGUCUGUGAUUCUGGACGACUUUGUCUACACGGUGACCGUCUCGGGGCAGAAGGUUUUCGUGGUCAAGCGACAGAACAAUCCGCAUGAGCCACUCAGUGUUUAAUGUUGGGAGGUUGUCGUCAUGGUGACCUGAUCUGUUUGUGUUCAAUGUUAUUUUUGUGUGAAUAAAAUGAUGUACCAAGUUUU